AUGGCUACAACAAUAUACGCGUCCCACCACCCACAACCCUCGGACAACGAACUCGAAUACACCGCCCCGGCAAAUCCCACCAUCACAAACGACGUCCUCAACCUCUCCGUCCUCCAGCGGCACCUGCCCUCCACCGUCUCCAUAGAUUUCCUAGCACCCUACUCCGUCGUUUACAUCUUCAGCACUACUACUCAAGCCUGGGAGAAAAGUGGCAUCGAGGGCACACUAUUCGUUGUAAAGCUACGGGACGAAGGGCAUGCGGUCGUAGUGCUCAACCGCCGCGGUUUGGAUAACUUCAUACUACACCUGAAAAGUGCAGAGGAGGUCGAUGUGACGGACGAAUACAUUAUUUUGCAAGGGAAUAGCGCGGAUAACCUGGGCCAUGGGAAUGCAGACGAGCAGAAGGUGUAUGGACUCUGGAUCUUUGAGGAGGAACAGGGCAGUACGAAGGGGGUGAGGGAGGCUUGUGGGAGGUGCAUUGUCGAGCGUGCGGAGAGAGCUGGGAAUGAGUGGGGGACCAGGGCUGUUGACGGGCAGUCGAAAGGUUACGCGCAACAGCAGUCCAACGUUGGGGCUCCAAAUGGUCCGGAUUUGAUGGCGCUGCUCAACUUGUCCAGGGGACAAGGUUCAAAUAAUAUGCCAGCCGUACAGCAGCCAGGUUCGAAUCAAGAUCAGGGCGUUUUGGGGAACUUAUUCAGAAGCGCUGGAGCAAAUUUGUAA
Letharia lupina is the source of this 720-nucleotide messenger RNA. RefSeq lists its product as uncharacterized. The transcript has a single exon. Gene Ontology annotation, cellular component: P-body. Lineage: Eukaryota; Fungi; Ascomycota; Lecanoromycetes; Lecanorales; Parmeliaceae. Gene Ontology annotation, biological process: deadenylation-independent decapping of nuclear-transcribed mRNA; deadenylation-dependent decapping of nuclear-transcribed mRNA; positive regulation of catalytic activity. The record is from RefSeq and is a predicted model, not a curated record. Gene Ontology annotation, molecular function: enzyme activator activity; mRNA binding. The coding region runs from base 1 to 720 and encodes 239 amino acids.